AUGCCUCAGGCGAGACAGUUCAGAGGCUCCGGCAAUUUCUUCACCAUCUGCGACAGAUGCCUGCAACACCCUUAUCUCUUUUGUUCUCUCUCCUGCAAGCGGAGUUAUUUGUUAAGAACAGAAGAUGGGCUGUCCAAGUUCCUGUUCGAGUGCAAUUAUCUGCCUUUAAAUUAUUCCGGUUUGGAUACACCUGACUCGGUCCUUGAACCGUCUGGUUCGACCAAAACGUCGUCUGGGUGCGGCGGAUACGACGAAGUAUGGUGUGGGGCACUUACUUCGACCGCUACGACGUCGGAGAUCGUGAGGAAGAAAAGGACAAGCUUAACGGUGUGUCGUCGGACGUGUCCUCCGGAAUCGGAAGUUCCGGGGAGUUUGAUGAACCGGAGAAAAAAAACUCCACAACGAGCUCCACCGUAUUGA
Molecule: messenger RNA, 420 nt
Organism: Hibiscus syriacus
Lineage: Eukaryota; Viridiplantae; Streptophyta; Magnoliopsida; Malvales; Malvaceae
Exons: 2
Coding region: 1-420 (139 amino acids)
Source: RefSeq, a predicted model, not a curated record